CUUUGGUGAUACCAGAGACUUAACCCCACUGGAAUUUUUAAACCUUCAAUAAAAUGUUAUGAUCUACAACUUGUGCUAAGCAUACUGGAGAGGGAUAGAAACACAAGACUAGGCACUGCAGAAUAGGAAGGAUGCUGUACCUACACAUUAGCCUUUAUGGGGAAGAAUCCCCAUCAGACACAGUGCUGAAGAGUGCUGAUGUGGACAGCAUUAUAUGGCUUUUAACCUUAUUUUCUCAUUUGACACUUGUAUAUAAAAAUGUCAACCCAAGGCUUCAGAAUUUGGAAGUCACCAAGAAGUUUUUCCUUUGUUUCACUUCCACUGUUUCUUCCUCUUUCAGAAACAUAGAUUAAUUCUUUUUCCUACUCUAAUUGGGAAUUAGAUCAAUCCAGUUAAGAGAACCACUGGGAUUAGACAUUAACUGACCCUACAGCCCUGCACUGACCCUACAGCCCUGCAUUUGUGUGCACACUGUUGUCCCACAAAUUACAGGUGAUUCAACAACUAGGACCUCUACUACAAAGCUCAGCAAAUUUCAAAAUUCAGCUUUGGUCCUAUAUUAGUUCUCAACAGAAUUACAAAACAUGGCUACUAAAAUAUAGUGUAAAUUUUUCUCCUUGUGACAAAGAAGGCCAACAGAAUCCCGGACUGCAUUAGAAAAGCAUCACCAGCAGCUUAAGGGGAGUUGUCCAUUGUCUUGGUCCUGGUGAGACCAUUUGGAGUGCUGAGUUCUGUUCUUAACCCCUCAGUACCCAACUCAGGAGCAUGUACUAGAGCAAGUGCAGCAAACAGUCGUGUACCUCAUUCAUGGAUCAGAAUAUCCACCAUAUCAGGUGAAGCAGAGAGCUGGUGCUUCUUGGCCAGGAGACAAGAAGGCUCUGGGGAGGUCUUACCAAAAUGUAAAAAAUAGCUGGUGAAGCAGGGGAGGUAGGGAAGAGGAAACCAGACUCCUCUCAGUGAUGCCCACUGACUGGGCGUGAAACUAUUAGCAUGUAUUUUAUUUUAUUUUAUUUUAUUUUAUUUUAUUUUAUUUUAUUUUAUUUUAUUUUAUUUUAUUUUAUUUUAUUUUAUUUUAUUUUAUGUAUUUUUAUUAUUUAUUUAUUUAUUAUGAUUUAUUAUUUAUGUUAAUAUUUAUUUAUUAUGUAUUUUAUUUUAUAUAUUUAAGUAUGUUGUUGGUCAUGCACAUUUUUGGAAGGAGCAAAACAUAUCUGUACCCGUCUUCAUAGUGGAAGAAGUGCUAAAAAAAGAAUAACUGGGAAAACAUACAGCUAUAGUACAGGGAGUAUAGGAUACAGUACAGAAGGACUGCUAAAUUUCAGUGAAGAUUCUAUAUCAAAAAUGACCCAAUUUUUCCUUCACAUAUCUUCAACAUCAUUGAGCACUAUGGUUUCAAUGGAAAGGAUAUUCUAACUUCAGUAGAAGUUGCAUCAUCAUCUUGUAACAUUUUACAUUUCCCCUUUUUUUGAUCUGCCUUUAGCAUACUGUGUGCUGAGUCUAAGAGAAGCAAUUUCUUUAUCUUAGUAAAGAUAAUAUGCCCCAGAAAUAAUGUCCUUUUGUAUGAUAUUAUGAAAAUCUGUCUUUAUAUUUUCCCAGGAGCCUUUGCUUGUUUGUAUUUUCCUACCACUAAGCAAUAAUUUAUUAAAGCUCUAGUUACAGUGGGAAAGAAGGUUGUAUCUCACUACCAGCUGUAAGAGCCAAACUCCACCAAAUACAAUGUUCAUAAUUUGAAAUACGACAUAUUUGUAUCUGAUGUUUUAUAUAGAGUAUCUGAAUAACCAUUCACCAAAAAUUCAGAGAGAACCUUGACUUGUGAGGAUUUAAUACCAAUCUAUGUAUGAAAAAGGUUUAUUUUUGCCUACAUUAAUUUCAAAGCCAUCAAGACAAUUUCAUUGACAGAUUUAAACUUACAAAAAUGCCACCCAUUACACAUGAACAUUAUCCAGUUAUCAGGACGUAUCCCAUUUUACACUGGUCAGUCCAUGAUACACAAUUACACAAUUGUAUUAGUUUCCCUGGAAACACCCCAAUUAAGCAAGUUUCUUGAUUGAAUGGUGUCUAUUAAAAACAUUAGUGUGAAAUUCCACAGGACGGACAGAAAGAUCUACUAACGUCUAAGUUAAUUACUUCACUGCCUUCAGCUGAGUCUUCCUUCUUUUCUGUUUCCAUGCAGAGACUGAGAGAUUGACACACCAUGCUAUUCUUUCAUGGCCCUUUCUAAUUUUUUUUCUAUCUUUCCUGCAUUCAGAGAGCGACUGAUUAGCUCAGAGUUUUAUGGUAACAGGUAGCAAAAUGCUAGGAGGCUGGCAUUAUGUUGUUUUCUCCAAGUCCUGUUAGUAUAUUUUGCCUGGUGUUUCAUGGAAUACUAAAUGUAAGUGACUAUAUUAUCACAAGUCUUUGUGACUGGCAACUGUUAUUGGCAUCAUAUAUCUAGGAACAGCUGUUGUUGUUUUAUUAGAAAAUACUCCAGUGAUGCUUAGUGUAGAAAGGAGCCAAGACAGUAUCAGCAGUGUCAUUCCCUCUGCAAUUAGUAUAGUGUAGAAUUUGCUAACCUGUAUUAAAAAUUUACUUUUUCUAAUCAACUAUUUAAAUUUUCUAGAGGAAAUGCAUGCCUUACAGAAUAUUCAGAGAGACCAUAUGUGAAAUAAAUUGUCCUAAUACUAUUACUUCUGAAUAUUGUGCAUAUUACCAAAUUAAAAAUAAAAAUAUGGAGGCAUGAUAUGAGAAACCUCCAGACAGUCUUCAUUAGGAACAUGAAGAUAGCUCAGUUGUAUGUUCAUUAGACAAGUAAAAAAUUUCUGUCCCACUGUAAUGUAUUAGAAUAUGAAAAUUUUUACUGCCAUGAUCUAUUUUGUUAUGAUUUUCUGUUAGCUGUCUAGAGAUAGAAAUGUAACAAUAUUGUAACAAUGUAACAAUUUGAUGUGAAAAUUAUUUUUGUAUUUUUAUAUUUUACUACAUUUAAGUCCUCUUCGAAAUUGAAAUAGCAGUAGUGUGGUGAGUCAAUUAUGUCUCAUUGUGAUUCAUCAUCAAACUAUAUGCAUUAUUUUUAUAUUCAACUUGAUAUAUUAUGCUUUUUAACUCAAGGCCCAAUUGCUAAUUCCACUUGGUGAUAUAUUUUUGGAUGGCCAUUUCUAAAGAACUGUCAUUAGUAAACCAUAUAAAAACUUUUAAGAAAAAUAAUUUCUGCAUAAAUUAGUAGUUGUAAGAAUAUUUAUUAAUAACUCAGCAAAUAAAAAAUAUUCAUAUAAUAAGACAAGAAACAGAUAUUGGUGGAGUGUCAAAUAUGUUCUCAGACAUAUGGCUGGGACCAGUUCUUUUGCACUGCAGCUGAGAAGAAAAAUAAUGAUUAGUGAAUGUGAAAUUUGUGGCAGGAAAUGGUAGAAUCCUUUGUUUUCACUCUUUCAAAUCUAGGAGAAAGGGAAAGGGUUUGUAAUUUUUUUGCAGUUUGAGAAGUUACUGUUGGAGGUAGGGGUUACUGUGUUAUUCCCUGGUGCUUUAGAACAAGAACAUGAAAAUUCCCAGUGCAAUUGCUCUCAGUGUGCGAGCAGAGGAGGUCCCUGGCAGUGACUGAGCAAGUUUUCUUCGGCUGCAGCUAUUAGAGUACACAAGUUUAAGAAAGAGUUGGACUUAAACUUGGCAACAUCCUUAUCCCAGUAUGAUCUUAGCCAUUCCUCAUUUAUGUAUCUUCUGUAUAGGAACUUUGUAAUCUAUAAAUAAGCUGGAAUUUUCAUUACUUUUUGUACAAAUGUACCACUUAGUGUUUUUCUAAUUGGUUGACUUUUAGCUGGAUGAUUAGUUCUCCAGCAGUUACCUGCAAGACAAUCAAUUCAGGUUUAGUGUAUUACACAUGCCCAAAGAGAGACUGAUUUUGUGAGCAUAUUCUAUAACUUACUAAUUGGAGAUGCAAAACAAUUUUUUUUUAAAUCUGCAGAAACUAGUUUUCUUUUGGUACAGCUGUAUAUUUCCUUCAUAACUAGUCUAUAUCCUUUUCAGUACUGCUUUUAAACAUAGCAAGUCCACAAGUUAGAAGGGACAAAAAGAGCCCCUUCUUUUCUUCUGCCCCUGUAAUCAUUGUCAUGAGCUCUUGAGUCUGGGAAGGGAACUUAUUGAACGUGAUUGAAGAAGUUCUGUAUUUUGAUAUACUGCUAGAAUUGUGUAAGUUUGCUGGAUUCCUUAGGCAAGACUCAUGCAUACAAUGACUUCAAGGGUUGUAUCUAAAUUUCCCUGGAAUUUCUUUGCGAAUACUGCUGCAGUCCAAGACAGUAAUAUCCUUUUGAGGCUCCUUUCAUCAGACUUUUUUUCUCCAUGACAAAUUCAAAUUCUUUUAGCAUUCAAACUGAUGAAAGGCUUGACCUUACAUCAGUAACACCAAAUCUCAGUAUUUAGUCUUAAAAUGUAGGCUUAAAAGAAAUGUCAGAGUUCAUUGAGGCUAGUUUUUUCAAACUGUCAGCUUUUUCCUUGAAAUGGCAUAAUUUUGCAUUCUUAAGAAAACUUUGAUCACUGUAUAUCAAAUUAACCUGCAAUAGUGGAUAUAAUCUCUUUAAACAGAUAUUCUUUACUCCUGCCUCUGAGAAGUCUCUGAAACAUGUCAAUACAAAUGUAUGUGCAUGUAUUUAUUUUUAUAUAUAUAUGAAGAAAGAAUUGCAGAUUUUCACAUUCUAAAUGCUUUUCUGAAGCAUCAAGACUUCCCUCUGGUUGUCAAACAUCUUACUGCAGAAACAAAUGAUUUGAUUACAUAUAUUCUGAGUACCUGAUGAAUAUUCAUAAUUUUGUCUUAUUCACUGGAAAUUACUAAGAAAAUACCUUAAAAUAAAAUGUUUUCUUUCCAGCCAUAUCCCUGGGUUGUUACACCUAAGAAACAUUUCAUCCAAGAGUAGGUAGGCUGAAAGGUAACCCUGUAUUUUAUCCCUUUCACUUUAUGCACUGAGGUGGGAAUCUUUGGAGGGUGAUUUGACAUGAAUUUGAUUUCAUGUUAUAUUGUCUAGAGUUUAGGAGAAUGAAAGGAAACAUGUAUUUUCACUCCUUUUUGGCCUCCUUUUUUCUCCUCCCUGCUAUUAAUACAACUACUUUCCUGGCAAAGAGAUUAAAAAUUUGCUUCUGCCAUAGUGCAGUAAAAUAGUGAAAGAAUCUGGAUAGAAGCAGCCCAUCCCCCAGAUCAUGAGAUCUGUCUGAAUCUGGAGCUAUGCACAACCUAAGAGAAGUUUUACAUGAGAGAGAACACUCUGAAGACUGUGUAUUAAAGCAUUGAUUCAUAUGUGCUGCAGCUGCAAGCCAGAGGACGUAUAAAUAGCAAAUUGAAACAGCUUCCAUUUCAUUCCCUCCAAGAGCUUACAUCCCCCAAAUUCAAACAACUAGCUACUUCUUGCCUUCAAUUCCCUAUCCUGCUAGCAAAAUCAUUUUUAAUGUAUAUCGCUGAGCAGCUCAGAGAGAUUUUGUUUUAAAAGUUCUCAAAAUCCAGCAGCCCAAGUGAUGUCAGCGAGCAGUGUUGUUCUUUCCAUCUAAUCUGGUGUAACAGCUUCCCUUCUGGUUAUGUUAAAUUGUAGAAUUACUCUUUUCAGCUCUGCUUUUCAAAUCUAGAUCAUUUUUACAUGGGGUACCUAUCAUUUAUACUGCAGAUGCUGCUUCUGACCAGUAAUACAUUAAAAAAAAAAAAAAAAAAAGGCAGUAGCUUUCUUUUCUUUCAUCCUGUUGUAUCCUGCUGGAGCUUUGGGACUCAAGCACGCUCUGGUUUCAUGGCUCACUCCAGGAUGCAUGUCCUGCCGGCUGGAAGCAAAGCUCCUUUGCACCAGCAGGGAAUGUGCCAGGGCCUUCACUUAUAUGUUAAUUACAUUUUUAAUAUGCUGCUUUAGCAGGUUGAGUAAGCAGAGUCUGACAUGGUUGCCCCAUUCCUGAAGCCCUGAAUCAGGAGAAUGCCAAUAAUCUUAAUUCUGAAUAAGGUGUGUUUGGAGUAAAGAUGGUCCAGAUUUUUGAACUACUUUUGCAUCAACCAGCCUGCCUUGAUCCAGACCAGCCUGAAAGGGCACAAAUUAUCCACCAGCUUACAGUCACUGGUGUAGUGAUAUGAAUAUAGGGAUGUCAGAGGGCAGUAAAUCUUUAAAGGAGUAGGACUGAUCUGGUAGGGGACGGGUUGCUAAUAUGACACCUCCUGUGCCCCACCAGAAUUGGAGGGAGGUAUUAAAGGGCAUCAUUCAGUCUGAAUCCUACAGCCGGACCGUGUGGACGGCUGAUGAACGAGCCAGCAGUGGAAUGUUUAGCAGGCUGUGACGACUUUGCACAGAAAUAGGAAAAUUUAUCGCCGGCUUGCCACAGCAGUACCGUACUGCCCGCUUUCGGUGGUGCGCCCCUUCUGUGCACUCCCGCCCCGCUCGCCAGCCCAGCCCUCCCGGCUCCCGGCCCCCCUUCCCGGCACCGAAUUUAGGGGCUCGCUGUCACCAAGCUGGAGCCGUCCUUCUUCUGCACCUCAAGCACGAACAGGGGGGGUUUCGCAGCCGCCGCACAGUUACCGGACAAAGAUAUCCCUGUGCCCGAACACACCGGCUAUAUCGCAGCUAAAGAGGCAGUAGGUUUGAUUUGGCAAACCAUUUGGAAAAGGAGGAGUGGAGAAGUGCCCUGUAACCAUUGAACAAGAGAAAAUGGUCGGCCGUGGAACUCUAUUGUGAAGACCUCAGAAGAAAUACAAUUUUCCCAGUCAGCUUUUCAUAAUGUAAAUAUAAUUUGAGCUUUCCCAAAUGGACAGCUAAACCAUGAACAAGCAGAAAAACCUAAUUUGGACUGUAUUUCUGAAGCAGACUUCACCUUCUCUCUCGGGAACUUAUUGAAGGAUUACAGCUGAAAAGGACAAGAGAAAGAAAACCUUGAACAGGAAUCUUAGCCUACAAUGAGAAUUACAAGUACAUCUUGUAUUUGCCCAGUCCUAGUUUGUCUCUGUUUUGUGCAGAGGUGUUAUGCAGCUGCUCACCAUGGCUCCAUCAAGGUGACCAGAAAUCAAACCAAACACAUAGAAGGAGAAACAGAAGUGCAUCAUCGUCCAAAGCGUGGAUGGGUGUGGAAUCAGUUCUUUGUUUUAGAAGAACACAUGGGACCAGAUCCUCAGUAUGUAGGAAAGCUGCAUUCCAAUUCCGACAAAGGUGAUGGAUCAGUCAAAUACAUUCUUACUGGAGAAGGGGCAGGGACUAUAUUUAUUAUUGAUGACACAACUGGAGACAUCCAUUCAACCAAAAGCCUAGAUCGAGAGCAGAAGACACACUAUGUGCUUCAUGCCCAAGCUAUUGAUAGACGGACAAACAAGCCACUCGAGCCCGAAUCUGAGUUCAUUAUCAAAGUGCAGGAUAUCAACGACAAUGCACCAAAAUUUACAGAUGGACCAUACAUUGUUACUGUGCCAGAGAUGUCUGAAAUGGGUACAUCUGUUCUACAGGUGACAGCCACAGAUGCAGAUGACCCCACAUAUGGAAACAGUGCCAGAGUAGUGUACAGUAUUCUUCAGGGACAGCCAUAUUUCUCUGUUGACCCCAAAACAGGAGUCAUCAGGACUGCCUUGCACAAUAUGGACAGGGAAGCCAGAGAGCAUUAUUCCGUUGUCAUUCAAGCCAAAGAUAUGGCUGGGCAGGUCGGAGGGCUGUCAGGGUCAACAACUGUAAAUAUCACUCUCACAGAUGUCAACGACAAUCCACCCAGGUUUCCUCAGAAACAUUAUCAACUGUAUGUUCCUGAGUCGGCUCAAGUUGGAUCAGCAGUUGGCAAAAUCAAAGCAAAUGAUGCAGACACUGGUUCAAAUGCAGACAUGAAGUACACAAUUAUAAAUGGUGAUGGUGCUGGGAUAUUCUCCAUAUCUACCGACAAAGAAACCAGGGAAGGAAUUCUCUCUCUGAAAAAGCCACUCAACUAUGAAAAAAAGAAAUCAUAUACACUUAAUAUAGAAGGAGCAAAUACUCACCUGGAUUUUCGCUUUUCGCACUUGGGACCAUUCAAAGAUGUAACGAUGUUGAAGGUCAUCGUUGGCGAUGUGGACGAACCCCCACUCUUCACUAUGCCUUCCUAUGUCAUGGAAGUCUAUGAAAAUGCAAAGAUUGGGACUCCUGUUGGCACCGUAACAGCACAUGAUCCUGAUGCUGCAAACAGUUUAGUGAGAUAUUUCAUUGAUCAUGACACAGAAGAAGAUAGGUAUUUCACCAUUGAUGCUAGUACUGGAACCAUUAAGACUGCCAAGAUCUUUGACAGAGAGGAGACACCUUGGUACAACAUCACAGUGGCUGCUUCCGAGAUAGACAAUCCUGAGCUAGUGAGCCAUGUUCCAGUUGGCAUUAGAAUCCUGGAUGUCAAUGACAAUCCUCCCGAGCUUGCCAGAGAUUAUGAUGUAGUCGUCUGUGAAAAUACAAAGCCUGGUCAGGUAAUUCAGACUAUCACUGCUACUGACAAAGAUAACUCUGCGAAUGGUGCAAGAUUCCAUUUUUCUCUUGAUGAAGGGCUUUCUUUGAAUCCCAACUUUACUCUAAGGAACAAUGAAGAUAAUACAGCCAGUAUUCUGACAAGACGAAGGAGAUACAGUCGAACCACUCAAGAUAUUUAUUACCUCCCGGUUUUGAUUUCUGAUGGCGGCGUGCCCCCCCUCAGCAGCAGCAGUACCCUCACAAUCCGGGUUUGUGCCUGUGAGAGAGACGGACGAGUGAGAACUUGCCAUGCUGAAGCUUUCCUAUCCUCGGCUGGCUUGAGCACAGGAGCUUUAAUUGCAAUCCUGCUCUGCAUUGUCAUCCUUCUUGUUUUCUCUUUAGCAAUUGUGGUCCUUUUCAUCACCCUAAGACGUAGCAAGAAGGAGCCUUUGAUCAUUUCAGAAGAAGAUGUCCGGGAAAAUGUUGUCACAUAUGAUGAUGAGGGAGGUGGAGAGGAAGACACGGAAGCAUUUGAUAUCACAGCACUGCGGAAUCCAUCUGCUGCUGAAGAGCUAAAAUACCGGAGGGAUGUUCGGCCUGAAGUGAAGCCUCUGUCCAGGCAUCAUCCCUCCUCAAGCCUUGACAGUAUAGAUGUUCAGGAGUUCCUUAAUCAAAGACUGGCAGAGGCUGAUCUGGACCCCAGUGUGCCCCCAUAUGACUCCCUGCAGACAUAUGCCUAUGAGGGUCAUAGAUCAGAAGCUGGGUCUAUCAGCUCUCUGGAUUCAGCAACGACACACUCUGACCAGGAUUAUAAUUACCUUGGAGACUGGGGACCUGAGUUCAAGAAGCUAGCUGAACUCUAUGGGGAAAUAGAACCAGAAAGAACAACUUAGUUGCAAUUCCCAGAACAGAGAAGUUCCUAAACAACUGGACAGAUAAUGACAACAAUGAUAACAAAAAAAAAAAAAAAAAAAAAGUGAAUACAGUACUUGGAACUGAAUAAGUUGUAUGCAGUUACUGUAGAACAAGUGCCCUUUUCAAAUUUGAAACUGGGUUCUCCAAUUGAAAGAAAGUCAAAUUUUGGAAAAUACAGAAAAAAGAAUCUAUUGUCCCUUGUGUAUUUUUUUAAUUGCUCAUUAAAGUGUCUGGUACCUUAUCUGCAACAAUACCUAAAGUAAAGCCAAGAAACGACAUUUUAUUGCAAUAUGCCUAACAGCUCCAAGCUGCAGUAAAUUUAUGGUCGUGUCUGUUUGAGAAGAGAGCUAAAAGAGGAUCAAAUCUAUUGCAGGUGGUUGUGAUGUUGCAUUUCUAGCUGUACUCUAGGCCUUGUGAUCCCAACAUGAGGUAGACAAUGAGGUUUACUAUCAGUGUGAGAAGUGCUACCAGUCUGUUUCCUUUACAGAGGUGAUAAGCCACACCUGUCCUGUUAAAUAAAUGGUCCUUUGAUGAUUUAAUCUUAUUGACUUAGCAGAUUGCAUUGAGAAGCUGUCAUUUUGUUAUGUCCUUGAUAAUCUUGUCAUCCAUAACCAGCUAACAGAUGGAGGGCAUCAUUAUCUGUGGCUCAAACGCAGCUCUAGCCCAUAAGCCCAGACCUGUGUGCUAGAGGAACUGUUCUUUCCAGUGUUGUGCUUUUUCUUUUUGUCUUUUCAUGGGAACAUCAUUCAUCUAAAUGGAAUAGGCCCAAAGUACUCUUUAUGCAGCGAAGCAGAUGAAGCAUAGGCUUUUUCAAUAAAAACAACAUUGGCAGCACCAUUAAACUAUGAGGUUUUUUGGUUCACUGUACUUCACUUAUGUCAAGAGCUGAAGCUUUUUUAAAUCUUUUGCUGGUCUGAGUCCAGAAGCUACAACAGUCUGUUUUAAACUCAGAGUUCUUAAUCACAAUGUUUUUUCUAUUUCUGUGUGUGACUAAAAGCAAAAUAGAGCUGCUGGUAAGACAUUGGGAUAGCGAAAAUGGAAGCAAGGAGAAUAAGAUGGUGAUGCUUUUUUCUUUUAAAUCCAAUCUACUGAUAUUUAUUUCUCUUAGAGUACUUGCCACCUCAGCAGAACAAGAUGAUUUUUCCGUAUUUCAAGCAUCAUGGAAACAAGAGCAUUUUAAGUCAGUGAAGGAAAUAUACCAUUUCUGUGGUUCCUAUGGAUUAAGUAAAUUGAUUUCAUACAUUAGUAACUUGGUAGCAUUGCAGAAAUGAUAGUUCUCCUUAACAUAGCAAGCUGCUUAACACCUAAUCCAGCAAUUUAUUUUUUUUUAGCAUUGCAGCAGCAGAACUGCUAAACAGUUCUGCUUAACAUAGCAGCCUGAUUAGCACCUCAUCUAGCAGAUUCAGAUUUUUCCUUUACUUUGUUUGGAGUUUUAACCUUUUCUUUGUCUUUCUGGUGAUAAUACUGUGAGAAGACCAGGAACUCAUAAUGUCCCAUGAAAGAUUAUGAGCUAUAAUACUCAUGAUCACUAUCAACAAUCCUCUGCUUCUAAUUCUAGCUCCACUUUGGACAAAUUUACUUCUUCCAGUAUGCAUUGGAUUGGAAAACUGUCCAGAGUAGAAGCUGUGUACUUUAUUUCUUACUCUGCAGUCUGGUGUGCAAAGUGAUACAGAUUUGUAUGCUGCACUAGAUUCCUUCCUCUGCAAUUUAGAUGCCGCUUAUAUUCAGCUUAGUAAAGAAGGGUCUAUAUUUAUUGCUGAUCUACUGUGAGCCACAAAGGUGAACUAGAUAAUUAAGCCUUCUUUUCUUUACUCUAUGGUUGGAUAGGUCCUAGACAUGACUGAAAUUUCUGAUUGGUUUACUUUGAAGAGAUUAUUUUUUUCCUGAGAUGUAGUUGACUGCUUUUGGUUUAAACAGCCUUCUGGAAAAAAUAUCAAGUAGCUUGGUAAGCAACUUUUACACUCUGAAAAGCAUUAGUUGUACUGUAGUUCCAGAAUUGUUUUUUAGUACACUAUUUUGUUUAAAAUUUGUAAUUACUCUUCUCUCUUUCAGAAUCUGCACUCAAGUGAAAAUUUAAUAGGGAAAAACACCUGAACCCUAAGAUAUUCUGCUGAUGAUUUGAAAGUAGUUUAAUAAUUUGUGUAAUUUUUAAAUAUGCUUUUUAUGAAAUACAGAAUCUUUUAGGAAAGCAUUUAAGGAGGUGUUCUUACUGUAGAGUGAAGUUAGAUGCAGUAAGAGUUACACACAAGCUGAGAAUGGUUGUCUUUUAUUGUCUUUUUGGGGGUAGAACUAGGAUAUGUUUCAGUUUUGUCCCAAAUAAAGCAACUAGUAUUGUGCGAUUUUAUUAGAAGAAAUUUUUCUUUUUAUUUAAGUCACACUUGCUUUAUGCCAACAUCUAAAUUUUUAUACUGUAUGAGUAGCGUGUUAAAAGCAUAAUGUUUCUGCAUUACUACUACCAUAAUACUUUGUAUCACAGCUGCAUGAAAAUUGCAUUCAUUGUUGUGUUAUAGUUUUGAGAACUAGGUAUUAGUUAUCUUUAUGUCUGUUCCCACUGGCCCUACACCAAAGCAGGGAAAAUCAGUUGUAUUUUGUGUUUAAAACAGCAUUCGUGCCAUUGUUUUUUGUUUUUUUUUUAUUAGCAUCACAGAAUGUUCAGGCUUACAGGCAACCGAAGUGCAGUGACACAAGGAAAUAAUCACUCCUUAUGCUAAUGGUCAGUUUAAGUUAAUAAUAUUUCAGAGAAAUUAUAUUUCCCUUUUCCCCAUUCCUGGUGCUCUCUUUGCUGCUAUACAGCACAUGCAGCAUACCCCAGGGAGCCUGAAUUCUUUAAAACUCUGCAGGGAUAUUGAGACGUUGCUUCUGUGAUGCUGCAUUGUGUCCUGUUUGAUACGUCCUAUCCACAGUGAUCGCCAAAUGUGCUUUUCUAUCAUGAUAUGUCUGCAUGCUUGCUGUGCUUACUGUGUUUUAUUCAAAUACACAUCACAGUGUCGUGUUGUUUGCAUGACAAAUAACAGAAUAUUAAAUCUUCAGGGCCACAGAAGAAGGCCUCACAGUGCAGAAAUAACAAGUCUACAAUUUUAUUACCCAAUCUCACAUUUUUUUUCCUUUGGUCCUUUGUAUCCUAAAACAAAAUAUAAACUUUAUUUGAGAAAUUCUAUGUUGACCUAGAUUCUAUGUUGACCUUCCUAGAAGUGGAAGAAAAUUAACACUGGAUGGCACAAUCAUUUUUGUAGCAUUGCUGAUUUAAACACAGCAUAUAUUCAGUGAAAGUAUCAUGGGAAACUUUUUCUCAGCCUAUGGUUAAGUCUGAUUAUAUAGACUAUGCUUAAAGCUUUCAUGGAUCUUUUGUGUGUCUCAUAUUCUCAAAUAUUUUCCUCUUAGUUUAAAUAGUAAUCCCGUUCUGCAACUAAAUGCUGAAAACUGCCAGUUUGACUUAAACUGAAAAUUCUGAGUAAAGUUAAAUGGCACAUGCAUAGUGAUACUUAAGGGCUUUUCUAUUUACAAUUUGAUUUCUACAACAACCACUCAGCUAAUAGUAAAUUUCCACCAAAAUAAUUAGCUGCAUUCCUUCAAAUAAACCCUCUUUCUUGUGAUGGUGAGCACACUCAGUAUGCUAAAUCUUGACAAGUCAAAAUAAUCUGAAAAAAUUGUCAGUAUAAGAAUUGUAAAAUGUGAAACUUAAUUGUCAAACUAAAACCUGUCAAAAAUGUAGUUUAAUGCACUUUAAAGACAAGGAAGAGCUUGAAUUCAGCUGGUGUUAGAUGAAGAUUCAUACAUUGAAAACAAAAUAAUUUGUUUAUCAGUGUUACCUUUUAUUACAUACACAUAGAAUACUGUAAAAUUUGAAAGUAACUUCACUCUGUUAUGCACUUUAUUUUUUUGCAUUCUUCUUAAAAAACUAAAAUAACUGCAAACAUUUUUGAGUUUUAAUUCUAGUUGAUGGAAUUGUUUAAAUUGUGAAUACUGAAAGAAAAUGUCUAUGGGAAAGUAUUAUUUCUGGUAUUUAAAAAGAAUUACAAAAUUUUUGUGGUCUAAGAAUUUUUUAAAUCAUCCUAUAGAAAAUAUAAGUAUUGGACCAGUCUGGAAUUAACCAAACUCAUAAACUCACACGAGGGUAACAAAGGAAAUAUUCUGAAUGCAAAGAAAUAUAUGAAAUUAUGCUGCCUGGUGUUACUUUGUGGAUUAUAAAGUGCUAAGACCUUGUACUUCCAGUACAUAUAAAUGGCACAGUGCAUUCUAAGGAACAUUGGAAGUGUGUUAAAAGUUUUGGGCCAUUCUUAUUUUUCCAAAGUCUCCAAAAAUAUAUAUAUUUUUUUUAACAAAAGAGUAAUGUAAAGUAUACCUCCUUAUGCAAGUGUUACUGAUAGAAAAUUGUUAACAUUUUCUUUUAAUAAACAAAAGGGACAAAA
Molecule: messenger RNA, 13690 nt
Organism: Motacilla alba alba
Lineage: Eukaryota; Metazoa; Chordata; Aves; Passeriformes; Motacillidae
Gene: CDH18
Product: cadherin 18
Exons: 13
Coding region: 6875-9259 (794 amino acids)
Biological process (GO): homophilic cell-cell adhesion; cell-cell junction assembly; calcium-dependent cell-cell adhesion
Cellular component (GO): catenin complex; adherens junction; plasma membrane
Molecular function (GO): calcium ion binding; cadherin binding
Source: RefSeq, a predicted model, not a curated record